Messenger RNA from Rubroshorea leprosula, 1024 nucleotides. The record is from the annotation of a GenBank genome assembly. NCBI's taxonomy places the organism in Eukaryota, Viridiplantae, Streptophyta, Magnoliopsida, Malvales, Dipterocarpaceae.
GAAAAAGUUGAAAAUGCAGGUAAACUUCAAGAAACUAAAAGCUGUCAAGAACAGGAUGUCUCUGGAAUUAAAUGCUCGAGUGGGUUGGUUAAAUCCAAUAGCUCUUUUGGGGAUAGCAAAAAUGACGAUCAAUUGCUAUGUAAGAUCUUGGACGCUCAUAAUUCAUCUUCUUGCCUUUCUGAGCCUCCAGACAUCAAAAAUUGGUUCUCAAGUUAUACUUAUGAAACUCCUUACUUGCAUAUGACGGAUGAAUUUGGAGACUCUCCUUUUGAAGAUAAAGAAUCUGAGGAACAUAUCUUUGCUGUUGGAGAUAGCAACAAAGAGGAAGAAGAGAAUUGUGGGAUGAUGAGAAAAGUUGAAGGUAGGGACAGACUAAUUGUUGAUGAGAAGCUAAGCUCAAGUCAUUUUGAAAAGUGUAUCACAUCUCUAGGAAAAGAUGACCAAGAAAAUGAAUCCUUAAGAAAGAGCAUUCAUGAGGCUGGAGACAAGGAAAAUGCAUGUGAUCAUAAUAAUUUGUGUUUUGAGAAGAUUUUGGGGCAAAGCUUGGAAGCUAAACCAUCACAAGCCAGUGACAUCAGUUCCCACAAAUAUGCUGAAAAGUCUAAUGACGAAGGUUGUGUGUUGACAGUGCAGCAAGGUUCUUCAAUAAUACCAGUUCACAGAAGCAAUGACAAAGAAAAUGAAGGGGGAGCAGUUACAGUAGAUGGUUUUGUCACAACAAGGAAGAGUAGGUUGGCAAGGAUAAAUCAAGAAAAUUCCCGGAAAAGGCCACCAGAGAUUCUGGUAGAGUGUUCAAGAAAAGGUGGGAGCAUUACUAGUGUUGGAAAGGAUCCUGUUGAGAAAAGAAGAGUCUUGGCAGAAACAACCAAUAUUCAACAUUGUGAGGUAAUGGAGGUCACCGGAAAAUGGCGCUGUCCUCAGAGGAACAAGCCUCAUCAAGGUCCACCUUUGAAGCAGCUUCGACUGGAGCAAUGGGUUCGUAGAGUGUAAAGGGCUGCUUUUAUAAUAAACAUUGCAAUUUCAU